Messenger RNA from Ananas comosus (pineapple), 1917 nucleotides. Its product is annotated as probable magnesium transporter NIPA8. Bases 215 to 1531 code for a protein of 438 amino acids. Lineage: Eukaryota; Viridiplantae; Streptophyta; Magnoliopsida; Poales; Bromeliaceae. The record is from RefSeq and is a predicted model, not a curated record. Gene Ontology annotation, molecular function: magnesium ion transmembrane transporter activity. Gene Ontology annotation, biological process: magnesium ion transport. The transcript has 14 exons. Gene Ontology annotation, cellular component: membrane.
UUCUGUUUUUUUUUUUUUUUACCCCCUUUUCCCCCCAAAUCCCGCACCCUUCGCGCGAAUAGAGAACUAGGGCUAGGGGAUUUGAUCUCUAUCACACUGCGAGGAAAGGGCGAAUUAGGGUUUUCGAUCUCAUCAUUUGAUUCGUUGCCGAAGCUUUCAAGGGUGGAUUCCGCGACGAAUCUCUUUGAAAGGAGGUGCUUAGCAUUUCAGACCAAUGGGCGAGUGGGUUAUUGGAGCAGGGAUCAACAUAAUUGGGAGCAUUACCAUAAAUUUUGGGACUAACCUUCUAAAAUUGGGCCAUGAUCAGCGAGAGAGUCAUUCCAUUCCCUGCAAUGUUGAAGAUGAUGGCAAAAUUAUCUGCAAACCAAUUGUAUAUUUUCGGACAUGGAGAAUUGGUAUUCUACUUUUUGCCCUGGGAAACUGUCUUAACUUCGUCUCAUUCGCAUUUGCAGCACAGUCACUUCUUGCAGCUCUGGGAUCGAUUCAGUUUGUAUCUAAUCUUAUUUUUGCUUACUUUGUGUUUCACAAGAACAUAUUAACAAGGGUUUUGUUAGGCACAGCUUUUAUUGUCUUCGGCAACAUUUUCUUGGUUUCAUUUGGCAAUCACCAAUCACCAGUUUACACAUCUGAGCUAUUGAUCGCAAAUUACAGCAAUUCAGUCUUUCUUCUUUAUUGCCUGUCUCUGGCGUUGGUUGUUGCUCUGAAUCAAUAUAUCUAUAGUUUCAGGAAAGUAAAAGCUAAUCUCUUAGCUUUUGGGCAUGAUUUUAGUGCCUAUAGGCAUGCUUUCCUCCCAUUUUCUUAUGCCGUUGUUUCUGGUGCUAUUGGAUCUUGGUCAGUGUUGUUUGGGAAAUCAUUGUCCAACAUGCUAAGAUUGACAGUUGGAAGCAAUUAUAAGCUGGAUAGCUGGUUUACAUACUUGAUGCUUUUACUACUCUUUUGCACGGGAGGGUUUUGGAUGGCAAGAUUGAAUGAGGGGUUGUCCCAGUUUGAUGCAAUAUUCAUCGUUCCAAUGUUUCAGCUUGUAUGGACCUUCUUUUCAGUUUGUACAGGAUUUGUAUACUUCCAGGAAUAUCAGGCUUUUGAUGCAAUUAAACUAACAAUGUUUCUACUGGGUUUGGCAUUUGUAUCAAUUGGCAUUUUGUUGUUAGCUCCUGAUGAUGCUAAAGCAAAUGAUGGAAAGCCUUCGUCCACCGCAAGUCAAGUUGUUGCAACAAAUGUAAACAGGCUUGCUAAACUUUCGAUGGAGUGUGAAGCCAAUGAUGUGGACUCUUUUGAUUAUUUGGAGAAGGCGAAGACAAAAUCUUUUUUAAUAAAGGCGAAGGCGGCUUUCUCCCUUUCAUUAGGCCUGUGUAGAGAGUCUGCUACUGCUUUAUCCGCACUGGUUGUAUCUAUGGUCUUUUCGACGUCAACGGGCUUCGUGGGAUCUACGAAUGAUCGGACAAAGUACACUAUUCAGAAAAGCUCUAAUUGGGGCAGUACGUCAAUUGACGACGAUAAAGAAACACAGGAAACGGGAUCUUUGCUUCCAUAGAGCUGCAGAAACAACGGUAAAGUCUAUUGCUUAGGGCCUGUUUGGAUGCACGCAUAUUUCGUUCAAUAUUUCUCUGUUCGUUUACUCUAGCAGAAUGUGGUAAUUGUUUGCUAGAGAGUAGAAAAGGAAUGCCUCUAAAUCAAUUUUCUCAGAAUAUGUAAAUCGCAUCAUAGGUGGGAACUACCAUACCAUCCUAAGAGGAUAGAAUGAGUAAGAUUGCAUCGAGAACACGUUAACCGGUGACAACUUGCUUCUGACAGGCUUUUGUAUCAUAGAAAAAUGUAAGUUUUAGUAAUCUAUGUCGAAUAAGUUUUACCACUGCACCAUUCAUAUUCUUUCUUGAGUUUCGUGAUCAGAUAAUAAAACAAAAGCAUCUAAGAGUAAAA